CCCCCCCCCCCCCACAACAACACCCCCCCCCCCCCCCCCCCCCCCCCCCCGCGCCCCCCCCCCCCCCCCACCCCCCCCCCCCCCCCCCCAACUCUUUAGCUACUGUCAGUCAAAAGUUAUUUAAAAAUGGUUUCUGUACACAGUAAUAAAUCACUUAGAAAUCUAAUAUACCUAAAAAUGGGUAAAAAUAACUGUUAAUUAGUAACUUUUGGCAAAGCAAAUAUAGGAUUUUGUAGCGCUCGAAAAUCUCUGUCAAAUGAUAAAUUCCUUUACCACCACCAAGAAAAUCUAAUCAAAGAUUAAUUAGAAUUUAAACUUAAUUAAUUAAUAACGCUGUCAAUACUUGACGAAAUUUAGUUUUAUUCCAUAGGCAUACCAUUGAGGAUGUUCUCUACAAACUAGCUGUAGAGUUUGAGGAUAUGCUUAAAGAGAGGACAUCCUCCCUCUGAAGCAGAACAAAGAACUGGCACACAUAACUGGACACACUUAAGAAAAUAUACAGUUUUUUGGUACCGUAUUUUUGAGAUACACAUGUACCGGCACACGUUAUUUUUUACAGUGCGUCAUUGUAUUAUUCUAACAGAAUUUCUUUCUGGAAUAAUACGUCUUAAUAGUCAAUACUUCAAAAAAUAUGAUAUAUACGUUAAUGCAACGAGAGUUAUUAUUUUUCCAAAAGUAACUUUAUUAUUUUAUACUAAACUUCAAACUAGAUAGUAUUUUUUUAGGAUCAUUAUCAAAAAUUUUUGGAUGGUGAAGAAGACAUAUUGUAUAUCAAGAAAGAGGAUGAUCCAUUUUGGGAACCUGUCGAGGAUCUUCUGCUUGGAACAGCUAAUGUAUUUCUACAAAGUUUAGCAUAUUCACUUGAUUUUGAUGAUGAAAUAUGUAUUGUGGAUUAUAAAGGAUUAGAACAAGGUCGUUUGGGAAUUACUCUAUCACCAUGUGCACCGAAUGGUAAAGCUAUAAAGGAAGAACAAUUUGUUGAUCAACCAGAAGAAUUACUGGGUAAACCAUACAGUUUUAAAUUAGCCAUGCGUCAUAUUGAAAUCAAUGAUGAAAGAUAUAACAAAGGUAUGAGAAUACGUUAUAAAGUAUUCAAUGAACCAGAAUUCGCAGAAACAGGCAUAUUUGGAAAACAGAGUGUAUGUGCAAAUGUUAAACAAUCGAGAAUAAUCACAAUUCCAAGCGUCGACUAUGACUGGCUAAGUUUUUUUGAAAAUGGAUGUAUUAUAUUUCAAAUUUAUGUCACUCAAGAGGAAGCAAAACCCGACCAUCGUCUAUUUAAAAUGUCAACGAGAGAAUUAAAACUAAUGGAACAGAAACAAGAAGAAUCGAAUGUGUUAGUACAAACAAAUACCAUGUUACCCGGUGAUCCAAAAUUAAAAUCAGAAUUAACUUUGUUACAGCGUAAAUACAACCGAUUAGAGCAAAAAGAAAAACGUAUUCAGACUCUUUGUCGAGAUUGGGAGAACAAGCCAUUAAGUGAACAUGAAUAUCAAAAAUUUUAUAAAUUAAUGUCAGCCGUUGCCUUCAGUUCGGGUACAAAACUCAAAACAAAAGCGACAAUAAUUGGAAAAAACAAAAAGAACGGUGAUGUUGAGAUAUAUUUAUUUGGUUCAGAUGAGCAAGAAUAUCUAAACGAUAUUGAGCAUCAAAAUACUGAUAAACAGAAAUAUUGGGAAGAAUAUUAUCGUAAAACAGCAUUGAAACAACGUCGAUCAUCUCUUGCAUUUCGAAAUACAUUAAAAAGUCCACCAUUAAUACCGAUUAUGUCCUCAGUACCAAAUGGACAAUCAUCACAACAAAAUGGAAAUAUAUUAUUGAUUGGUGACAAUCCAUAUAUAGACAAUAGUCAUUUAUCAUUAAGAGAAACUAAAUCACUUCAAGAACAACAACAACAAAAUGGAAAAAAGGUGCCAAAGCGGGAUUCAAACUUCAAUUUAAGAACGAAAACAACAUUACCAAAUGAAAAGAAUUCAUCAUUAUGUUUGAUCCAAUAA
Messenger RNA from Didymodactylos carnosus, 1997 nucleotides. NCBI's taxonomy places the organism in Eukaryota, Metazoa, Rotifera, Eurotatoria, Philodinida, Philodinidae. The record is from the annotation of a GenBank genome assembly.